Bursaphelenchus xylophilus (pine wood nematode) is the source of this 890-nucleotide messenger RNA. Lineage: Eukaryota; Metazoa; Nematoda; Chromadorea; Rhabditida; Aphelenchoididae. The record is from the annotation of a GenBank genome assembly.
AUGGCUUCGCCCACUAAAAAACGAGGUCGCGGCAGACCAAAGAUCGGUUUUGCAAACAAAAAAUUGAGGGCCAACCUCAAAAACAGGCACGAUUCGAACCGUGAAGACCCCAUUGGAACUCCAGUUCAGACCUCAACUCCGGCUUCAACACUUCCUUCAAGGGGUCGAGGUCGUCCCAGGAAGGAUGGAAGCCCAGCAGCGAAGAAGCCGCGGAUCUCCAAUAUUGUACUUGGCAACAGGGUCGAAGAAGUGGAUAAAAUAGAUAAAAGAGGUCGUCCCGGCCGAAAUUCUCCACCGGAAAUCGAUCUAACAGGCGUUCAACUCUCAUCUGAUGGUAAGUUCCUAGAUUUGAAAAGUUUUUUCAACAGUUUUUACGAUAAUUCAGUAGAUGUCUUGUUGAUGGAUUUUUUUGCAGAUAACAACGUUGAAUCUGCUUCCCAGCCCUCUGAAUCGGCUCUCGAAGGCUCUGCGAGAGUUCGAGGCCGUCCACCGAAGAAGCAAAGCCCGUUGAAACAGAAACCGAAGACUUCCGAUAUUACACAUGACGUUCAAGUGGAAAGCACUGACAAAAAAGGUAGUUCAAGCCUGAAUUCGUCUCCAAAAAUUGAUCCGAGCCUACUGAUCCCACCUGGAGGUAUGUUUCCGCAAUUUCAGUGGUGUUUGAUUAGUUUUUAUUAUGUUUUAGAGGUCCUUUUUCUAAAUUUUUUUCAGCCGCUCAACACUCCGCUAUCCCCAAUCUGAAGAUCGAUUUUGCCGAACAAAACGGACGUUGGAAAAUCGUCAUCUCCGGAACUGGCCCAAUUCUUCAUCCGGAUGUCACAUCCACCACCUGCAAACAUUGCAACACCCACUUCUCAUCUCUUCAACUUACCUCUAACAAAAACUUGUAA